AUGGCGGGAUUUGAUCCGAAGAUGAAGGAUGAAGAAAACAGAGACAAGAGAGAGAAUGAGAAAACAGAGGAUCAAAGCAAUUGUGAUUAUAUCGAAGGCUGUAUCAACCACAGGUGUAUGAUGAGAGGAGGAAUAAUUGUUUGUUAUAAAUCUCAUAAUGGUUUUGGUAGGUCGGAUUGUGUUGGAGCAUUGGAUGAGACUCAUAUAAAUGCAGUUGUAAGCGACGAUGAUGGUGUGGCACAUCGAGGGCGUAAAGGAAAAAAAACAUGGAAUGUUUUGGCUGCUUGUUCCUUUGAUAGGCUUUUCACGUUUAUCAACGUUGGAUUUGAAGGUAGUGCUCAUGAUAUUACUGUAUGGAACCAUUGCUUAACUGUACCAGAAUUUCGGUUUCCCCAUCCACCUCCAGGAAAAUAUUAUCUAGUAGAUUCUGGAUAUCCGAAUACCGUUGGAUAUUUGAGUCCAAUAAAAGAAAAAGAUAUUAGAACCCAUUUGCCUGAAUUUCGAAAUGGUCCACCGCCACAAGGCAUGCUUGAACUUUUUAAUUAUCUUCACUCUUCACUUCGAACAACGAUCGAGAGAUGUUUUGGACAAUUAAAAGGUCGAUGGAAAAUAUUGACAAUGAUGCCACAAAUGGACACUAAACAUCAAUUGGCAAUUAUGGUUGCUACAUUCACACUUCACAAUUUUAUUCGAUUACAUGAGUUGGAUAUACCCAUUGAUAGUGGUAUAGAAAUCGAACCAAGAGCAGAUUAUGAUUUGUUUAACGAGAAUCGUAAAGCUGUAAUGAAAGAAGUACAACUUAAUAUAGCAAAGGAAAUUUGGAACGUCUUGUAA
Molecule: messenger RNA, 834 nt
Organism: Chenopodium quinoa (quinoa)
Lineage: Eukaryota; Viridiplantae; Streptophyta; Magnoliopsida; Caryophyllales; Amaranthaceae
Exons: 4
Coding region: 1-834 (277 amino acids)
Source: RefSeq, a predicted model, not a curated record